GAGGAGGAGGAGCAGGCGUCUCCGGAGGAGAAGCUGCAGAUCGUCCAGCACCUGCUGCUCUCGUCGCCGCCCGGCGAGUUCGACGACGUUUUGAGCGACGCCAUGGCGCUCGUGCCCGGCGACCUCGUGAGCCGGCCCAUGCUCGCGGGCAUCGCCCGCGCCUACAACAACGCGAACCUGCGCUGCGCCCGGGCGGCGGACGGCACCCUCGUGCUCCUCUCGGAGCGCGGCGAGCUCGAGCCGACGCUCUACGCGAGACCGCCGACCGGGCGCCGCGCAGGCGUCGACCACGUCGCGCUCACCGCGGAGGCCGAGGCCGGCGGCGGCCCGGCGGCACCGGGGGCCUUCGCGGCGGAGCGCGAUGCCGUCGCCGCCGCCGUCGGGGCCUACGUCGGCGCGCGCUACGGCGCCGAGUGCAAGUGCGGCGCGGUCUACGAGUCCGACGACGCGUCCGAGCUCGCCGUCGUCAUCUCGGGCGAGUCCGUGAACUUGCGCAACUUCUGGUCCGGCAACUGGCGGUCCGAGUGGACCGUCGUCCUCGGCGACGGCGAGGCGCUCGUGAGCGGGGCCGUCAAGGUCCGCGCGCACUACUUCGAGGACGGCAACGUCCAGCUCCAGACGUCGAAGACGUGCGGCGAGGCGACCGUCGCGGCGGCGUCGCCCGCGGACCUCGGCGCGGCCGUCGCCGCGUUUGUCGAGGCCGCCGAGACCGACCUCCAGAACGGCCUCCAGGAGAUGUACGACAACAUGUCCGCGGAGACGUUCAAGGCCAUGAGGCGCGUCAUGCCCAUCACCCGCACGAAGAUGAAGUGGAAC
This is a messenger RNA of Aureococcus anophagefferens, 816 nucleotides long. RefSeq lists its product as hypothetical. Gene Ontology annotation, molecular function: actin filament binding. Lineage: Eukaryota; Pelagophyceae; Pelagomonadales; Pelagomonadaceae. The transcript has 2 exons. Gene Ontology annotation, cellular component: actin cortical patch; F-actin capping protein complex. Gene Ontology annotation, biological process: actin cytoskeleton organization; barbed-end actin filament capping. The annotation marks the transcript as partial. The record is from RefSeq and is a predicted model, not a curated record.